This is a messenger RNA of Talaromyces proteolyticus, 168 nucleotides long. RefSeq lists its product as uncharacterized. NCBI's taxonomy places the organism in Eukaryota, Fungi, Ascomycota, Eurotiomycetes, Eurotiales, Trichocomaceae. The annotation marks the transcript as partial. The record is from RefSeq and is a predicted model, not a curated record. The transcript has a single exon.
AAACCAAGUGCUGAGGAGAUAGAUAUGCAGAAAAUUGAAGCAGAAAAUAACUUAAUUAGUACAUGGGCACAAAGUCAAUCCGUCUUGGACUGCCAGCAUCGCGAUGGCGAAGCAAAUACCGAGGAAUCUGGCCCUGUUGAAGCUGUUGGACCUCUUAUUUUGAUAUAA